This is a messenger RNA of Cydia pomonella (codling moth), 10184 nucleotides long. RefSeq names its product BRCA2-interacting transcriptional repressor EMSY. Gene Ontology annotation, cellular component: nucleoplasm. Lineage: Eukaryota; Metazoa; Arthropoda; Insecta; Lepidoptera; Tortricidae. The record is from RefSeq and is a predicted model, not a curated record. Gene Ontology annotation, biological process: regulation of DNA-templated transcription. The transcript has 6 exons. The coding region runs from base 153 to 3026 and encodes 957 amino acids.
CAUCUACUUGCUUGAAGUGUCAAAAUGAACGAAAUUGUCGUUUGAAGUGAAGUAAACAGUAUGGAUAUUUGCCAAUUGAGAAAUUCUUAAAAUAUGGUUAUAUUAUUAUAAUCAAACUGUGGAUUAACAGUGUUUAAUAAACCGGCCCAAUAAUGUGGCCAAUGCUUCUAAAUAUGACGCACGACGAAUGUCGUCGAACGCUUCGCAGACUUGAAUUGGAAGCCUACUCGAAUAUGAUCAGUGUGUUUAGAGCACAAGGGGCUUUGGAAGACAACAGAAAAAAGUUGCUUGAGGAACUGCGCGCCGUUUUGCAUAUUAGCAGCGAUCGUCACAGCGCGGAGGCGCGACGCGUCUCUAAUGACGAACUGUUGGCUACUAUUGCACAUCAGUUAACAGGUCCAUACACAGGAUUAGGAUGGAUAAGCGAAGGCAGAAGAAGAGUGCCUCUGAUGCCUCGCGGCAUUCCACAGACAGCAUACACAGAGAUUGCGGAUAAAGCAGCAGAAGCCAUCAAGGAGGAAAACAAAGAAAUCUUGAAGAAAUUAGAAGCUGAGAAGCUGGUGGCUCCUAAAUCUAGUGAAGAGGAGCUGCCGGAUCCAGAGGGAGAAACGGCAGAGGGUGCUCUGCAGACAAAUGACAUGAUGGACGAGAUGCUGUACCCUCCUAUUGCUAUGGAAGAUCAAACUUCUAAACUUUGGGAGACUGAGCUUGUCAACCGAAAAAGAAAAAUACCCGAAAGUGGAUCAAUACCCGAUGAUGCCACGAUACCAGUGAAAAAUAUGAGGAAUAUCCCAGCUAAUACGAAUCAGAAGCAUCUUAAUCUGUCACAGAUUUAUUCGAAAUAUUCACAGCCUGCUACAAGUAAAUCAUCAGGGCAAUCAAAACACUCCUACAACCAAGUGAGCAAAGUAUCCACAAGCAAAUCAAGUCACCCGCACCAACCACGGGCCCACAAGCACCGCUCGCACAAGCAGAAGGCUCCGGGCCAGCGUCAGCCCAAGAAGGCACAAGAGAUCCCCAGCUCCCCCAGCAAGCGAUACCCGCCCGACUAUGCCGGACCACCGGGCACUUUCCAGGCUACUUAUGCUCAGUCAGUACUCGGUGGCAAAACCAAGCCCGACUACAUGGAAAGCAAAGUGCUCUCCUCACCUGGCAUGCUCACAGACUCCCCGACUAUGGCGCUACUGACGCAGCCGGCUACAGUCCCGCACGAGCUGGGCGUGUCCGACAGCCCCGACCCCGCCUCCCUGCAGGCCCAAACCCCGGUCUCCAGGCACGGCGCGCCCAAGCCUCACCAGCUCCUCCUGAAGGGCCGCCGGCCCGAACCGCCCCCCGAUAACAAACCACCAGAAAUGAAAAUCCUACAGAAACCAGAGGGACUCAAAGUCCUUUCAAACCGUCAGGUGGUCGUCGCGCCGAGCUCUACUCAAAAGGCGAUUAAUCCGGCUGGAAAAAUCGUCACUACCAAGCUGAUAGGGCCCGUCACCAAACAGGCGACCCCGGCACCCAUGUCUGACAAGAUGAUCAUAGUAUCGAAACCUCCAGACCAUAAGAAUUUGAACUCUAAGAUAAUCAUAACGUCGUCCGCUAUGCGCACGCCUAGUAAGGAUUCGGCACCGGUUGCGCCGCGCACGGAAACGUUUACGCCUAAAGGCAUCCCCGCCACCGACUUAAAAGUCUCCGCCAAAACCUUUGUCCUCAACCAAAAACCCGGUCAAAAGAUGGUAGUGUUACCCGCCAAGUCGCGGACGAAAACGGGGUCGGAGGUCCAGCUGCCGCUCUUGCAUUUCAAAGGGAUUCCGACUGGUAUGAAAUUGGUCCCGGUCAGUUCCCAAUCGCUCACUCAAGCCACUAAAUCGCCUGCCGUCACUGUCGUGUCGAAACCAGCCAGUGCGGUCACUACUCCAGCACCAGUCACAAAGGUAGUAGGUGCGGAGACCAUCAAAACCGCCAAUUUGGCCGACAUUGUCCCAGUGAAAGGACUCACUCCUGUGUCUACCACCAAAAUAUCUAACCCUAUCGUAAGACCCGCGAGCGCAAAAGGCAGCGUCAUCGUCGUGCAAAAAGGCGCGACGAUAGGUAAAGCAUUAUCGUUUACCAAAAACGGUAACGACAUGUCAAAAAUAAUCAUGGGUAAAAACGUGAACCAGCUGUUACAAGCCUCCAAGCCAGAGCAGACGGAAGCGAGCAAGUGUCCGGGAAACGUGAUCGUUCUCGAGCUAAACAAUGAUCAGUCAGGGCGGACGACAACCAUGUCGGAAAUCUUGGACAGUCGAAGCGGCGCGGCUCGCCUUUCCGACGAAAACAAAAAGUCCCAGGCGAUAACACAGGACACACCAGUUUUGUUCGAUUCCCAAAUGUCAGAGGAGACGUGCAACGCGAGCAUAGACUCCGCAUCAGAGAGUAUAGGUGAUAUCGGACCUAUGGAAGAGUCUGCUUUAAGUAUUAUAAAAGAUGAAGACGCAAAAAACUUCAACAAAGACUCUGAGGGCGUGAAGGAUUCUUCGAGCGUUACCGACUGGGAGAUGGAACUCGACACGGUGUCGAGAAAAGGGAAGGACGAGGAAGACAAACUGAACUCUCUACACCUAGACCUGGGCAUGUCCAGCGACAGUGACAGCGAGUACAUGGUCGACAACCGGAAGGCGAAGGCGAAGCACUCGCAAGAGACGAUACAACGGGCGACGCCCAGCGGGGAAAGGAGCGAAAUGUACAGUUCUAGUGCGAUGUCAAAAGCGACGCGAACGUUACUCAGCCAGCUCCAAGACGAGGGUUCAUCGAGCAACGACUCGUCGUUCGCGCUCAAAUCUAAAAGCGCGGUGAAGAACCCAGCGGAGGCGGACGCGCUCACCGUCGCCAAAGAAAAGUUGUCGGAGAAAGUCGCAGAGGCGCGGUCGCGCCACAAGCGCAUCGACGUAUUCAGCACCGCUAUCAGUACCAACGAUAUGAGCCUCGACGAGUUCUCGUAUCUAGAGGAGAGCAUCAUGGCCGACGACGACCCGAGCCCGCCCGACAACAAACAGUGAAACAGACACUUAGGACAUAUAAUGUGAUGAGUGAAGUGAUAGGCGAGGGGUAAACUUUGUAUGACGUUUUUUUUGUAAUUUAUUCUGUGAAAUCAUUGACAGUUUUGGCCGGUCUAUUUUGUGACAAUGUAUUCGUCUAUUCCCUUGGAAUAAAGAGGCUAAGUAAUUCGAAAUGAUUCGAGUUCAAAUCUCAUUUCGAUAAUGUACAGCCUUUUAAAAGAAUGAGUUGCAGACUUGUUCAUUUUAAAUCUUGGAUUGUUUGAUAGCCCUUGCAUUUAACGGUAUCUUUUCAGAAAUAUAUCAACCGCCACUAUAUUUGAUAUACUUGUGUUGGUAUAUUUUUGGAGUGAACUAUAUACAUAAUUAUCUGUUAAUGUUUAUAGAUAAAUAUAUAUUAUUCAAGUAUGUAUAUAAUAGAAUUGCACUGCAUGAAACGACUGAUUUUCACCAAUAGCCCUGAAUCACAGAUCACUUAUAAGGUAGGUUGCGUCUACGUUUACGACCUUACUCGUGUACAUUAAAAUGAUUAAAUAUCAAAGUUAAGCUUCAGCGGUAAGCUCGCAGCGUCUUAUUUUGGAUUAAAAAUGUGUUUCCGAGUCUUCGUAAACGCUUCAUAAUGUGUUCUAAACCCACUUAUUAUCAUCCACUGUAGUUGCAAACAAGUUAGGUAAAAUGUUUAAUUCACAUUAACUACUGUAGACCUAUUUACAUAAAAUUAAUUGCUAUUCAAAAUGAUUUACAUGAAAUCUUUUUACUUAACUUUAACUUAUGCGGAAAUGAAUAUCGAUUGUAAUCGUAAUAAAAUGCACGCCAGCGGUGUUCGUAACUAUGAAAUUUGUAUAAUCUCAAAAUUUAGUAAUUUGGAUGUCUAUUGCUAGAUUGCUACUAAGGCAAAAAUGCUAUGUGCUACUUGAAAAACAAGGUGUUAGUCAAUACCUGUGAUAUUUUGAGAGAUUUGGAGCUCUCCUACUAACACUAACACGUUUACGGAGGAUAAAAUUUAGCCAGAUGCUGAGGCUCCAGUACUAGGAGUUAUUAGAGGCACUGGCAAUCCCGCGCCCUAGGGAAGAAUGGGACGCCCUUAUGAAUUAUAUUGUUUGCAAUACAUAUGUCCUGAUAUCUUACGUUGCCCAUGUGAGUGGAUCUUCCGAAAUUCUUGCUGGGGUGAAUAGAGACAAAAAUUAAAAUGUGAUUUACUUGUCAAUUUCUUAAUAACUACCCACACACAUUGUAUCAUGCAAAAUCUACAAUCAUUUUCAAUCGAAUGAUACAAGUUCUGUUAGUAUUUUUUUGAGAAAUGUCAGGUAAAUCACUUAUUUUAAUUUUUAUCUCUAUUUACUGUAUUGGACGGUACUUCAUCUUCUAAUUCCAAUAGGGAACGCAAUUUUACUGCAAUGUUCUUCCGCCAGAGGCAGUACUAGCACAAAUAGUAAACCAUAUAGUAACUUAUAUAUCGUCAGGAGCCAAGCAAAACUCACUAAUUACUUAAAAAUAAUAAACAAAACUCAACCUUAUUUUAGUAGCAAUAUGGUUCCUUAUGGCUACAAACUUGUGGUGGUAAUUAGUGAGUUUGCUUGUGACCUGAAGAUAUACAAAUCCUUAAACAGAUUUUUGACAAGUUUUCACAGAUUAUUUGUUACGAACAUGUCGGUUUAGUUACAGUUUGUGCUAGUGGCGCCCCCUACGCAGAGUUUUGCGUAGUAUUCCCUAUUUCAAGUUCAUACCUUCAAAGAUUUGAGCGUGACUGUGCGUAUACUGACAAUAUCUAAGUUACAGAACUGUCUUAUACAAGAUGUAACAAAAAUAGUGGCGAUCUGUUUAAGGGCAUAUUCGGCAUCGUGUUAUGAUUAGGCCGGAGGACCGGCCAAGAGCAUGUCGGGCCAUGCUCAGUGUAGGGUUUCGUAGUUACCAAUCUGUCAGAACAGACAAACGGGGGCUAUUAUUAAGUAUCAUGUACAUUACAAGCAUAAGGGAGUACCUUCGCCGCGCUUUGUACGUCUUUUUACUAAGAAGAUAAGAUUUUUUGCAAUAACACCUGGACCGAUCAUGUUCGCUAUAGUUUUCAUUGAAAGUAUUAAGCUUUUGUUUCAUAAUUUUUUUUUUCAUAUUUUGGACCCAUGGUUCAAAAGUUAGAGACGGACACAUCUAUAAGGGUUUCUAGGUGACUACGAAACCCUAAAACGCAGAAGAAACAUUUUUUCCGACCUAUUUUUGUUACGCCUUUUAUACUUAGAUUACAGCGAUAUGGUUUUCAUUUACGCUCGUCAUUGGUCUGAUUAAAAAAACAAUUUGGCACAUGUAUUUAGAUUUGAUUACAAUGUAAAUAUAAUAAUAAAAUAAACGAAAAAGCCUCGUAAUAAAAUGUAUUGCUUUGCCCGUGCCUGGUUGCACAAACAUUAUUAAAAUGUGUUCUUAAUGUCAAACAAAAGUAGGUAUGUUGUGCGCUUUCUGGUUGCAAACAAUAUCUGCUUCAACAUUCAGAUUAUUUUGACUUUGAAACAAAACUAAUUAUGCAUUUGAUUUUCUAACUUAACACAAACUGAAUAAAGUCGACAUUUAAAACGUCGCUUAGUUUCCCAAAUCCCAAAAUUUCUACAAGGGAAUACUUCUCAUAUAGUUAUUUCUGUAGAGAUUUUCUGGGAACAUUUCCGCUUUAUAAGAAACUUUCCGCAACUUGCAUAUUUGUAGUAGAUGUGGUUCUUGUGUAAAAUACACGGUGGACUAUAAAUAAGUUCACAUUUAAAAUAACUUAAACAUAACAACGUUUGUAAUUUUUAAAGUUGACAAAAUGGGGUUUUAUUUUUCAAAGGCCAUUAAGCUAAAAUGUAACCCGUUUUAUUCUUGUCCCUUUUGCAACUUGAACUUUCAUUACAGCCUCUUCUAAGCAGCCGUUCUUGCAUUUCCCCGUAUAUACAUUUUUUCAAUUGCUCCAUAGAGCUUAGAUGGCUGACGAUAAUAUUACUUUUAGGAAAAAAUCAUUGGAGCUAAAUCUGGGUCGUAAAACGACCAGUUAAGGUUACCUCAUUUGAAAAUAAGAUUUCCAGCGAUUAUUUUCCAGAGUGCUGAAAUAGCGUCGUUAAAGGGGGCGACAAUUUGCCCCUUCCUCUUGAUACCAAGUAGGUUGGUUUAAGAGCACUUUAAGCAAUGUAAUGCAGGACAGAUAAAAUCUGCAAUAAGUAUUACAAGCUUUUAUUUAACUUGCCCUGUUAGUAAGUAUGGGACAAAUCUUGCAAGUUAAAUUUGACCCACUUCCCGGUUUCCGAUGAAGCUGAAAAUUUGCACACAUGUAAGUCGGGUGACAAUGCAAUAUUAUGGUACCAUCAAUCUGAUCUGAGGAUGGAGACAGGAGGUAGCCAUAGGAAUUCUGUGAUAAAACUACGCAACCUAAUUGUGUUUGGGGUUUUUUAAAUUGUCUCGAUGAGUAUUAGUUGCCCGUGGAAAAAAAAGUACAGUCAGCGAUAAAAGCUCGUACCAAAAAUUAAAUUUAUGCCAAAAACUUAUUUUUACGUGUAUUGCUUCCGGGUACCAUUUAAGAAAGUAGACCGUUUUAUCGUAGAGAAACCAGGUUUACCUUGAACUCGCUCCAUUUUCAGGACUACGUGACGUCCUUGGUUCAUUGAAUUGUAAUAUUUCAGCGUUUAACCUUUUGAACGCCACGCCUAUCGCACGCGACGCGUAAUCGUGAACCUUGUCGGUACGCAUGAAGGUUGAUAUUGGGCUGUAGCCGCGCGCGUCAUAUGACGUCUUUGGCGGUCAAAAGGUUAAACGUUCGUCUCUGGACUUUGAUCCCAUUUCCAAUUGCUUAAACAUGCGAGGCCAGAUACUUUUAGCUUAUAUUUUAAACAAGGAAAAAUUUUAUCCUUGCCUAGGCUAAAAAAUCAUGGUUUAAUAUUCUCGUGUACAAAAUGCUUAUUGUUCUCCGAGCAAUUAGAUCAUGUUACGAAAUCCCCAAUGGCUACUCUUUCUUUUGACAUACCCUAUAUUUUCCCAUUCCCACUUAAAUAUAACGGCCGACUCAAAUUAAAACUUAUUUAUAGUCCAUCCUGUAUUAGACUUUAUUCUUAUAAAAUUAAGGUAGAAAAUCAAGCAUAAAUAGCUGCCAAUAAUAAAUUAGGGGUUAUUCUCACUAGUUACCGCCAAGUUAAAACCAGUGGUAACUACUGGGAAAAGGUGGGACUAGUGGGAAUAACUCCAAAUUAGAGGUUAACCAAGAUAUAAUUCGAGAAUUCAUCAACUAGGUAACCAGUACAGUUACAAAAUGGUUCCCAAGCACGUUUAUGCGUUAGAAGGAGCAAGUGAUAUUGCUAUCUCAUUCCACCGCAUAGCUGCGUCCCUUAGACUGACCUACGCUGGGCCAUCGUGUAGAGGAGCCCUUAUGUAAGCGCUGUAUCGCACAAGCCAACCUAAAUUCAUUCUUAUUUAAGAAAUAAAUUAACGUUAUGAAUUGUAUUAUAGUUUGUCAAGAUCUUGUACAUAGUGUGUUGCUGAUAUAAAGCUCCAUCCUUUUCAAAGACGUACAGUGUGUAAAUCCAAUACGGGCGAAUAUUUAAACGGUAAGUAUAUUGAGAUAAAUUUCGCUUAGAAAUACAAUGGAAAGCAACACACAAGUUCAAUCGAUAAAUGUUUCGUGUUGUGGCUCCAUCAAGGUGAUGAUUCUGCCAAUUUCGAGGUUGGAUAAAACACGGCUAGUAUAUGAAUCUUAUCAUAUUACGAUCAUAGACAGUGUUCACGUCGAGCUUUUUAUAGUAACUGUCAACGCUUGUUGGUCAUAAUUAAGUUUAACUUUAAAAAAAAAACUUCUUAAUUAAGUGAUUAUACGUAUAAAUUACAGACACGGAUUUUGCCGACGUAGUAUUUAAAAAAAAAUCUAUGCCCGUGGGCCUACCGCGAAAACCGAAAUUCGCAAAUUGCGGGGAUCUUUCUCUUUUACUCUCACUAACACGUAAUUAGAGAGACAGAGAAAAAUGCCCGCAAUUAACGAAUUUCGAUUUUACCGGUAGCCGCCCUGGUUUAAUUUAUUGCCCGUAUUGGAUUUACACACUGUAUUAUUUAGGUGCCUAUAUGCGACGGGCAGUAAAGUGAUGUCCAGCCCCUUGUUUUAUCUUCGUAAGACUCACAGUCCUACCGGAAUAUAGUUGCAAUAGUUCUGUUACGAUCAAUUUUUGAACAAAGCAAAAUAAACUCUAUUUCUUACAGUGUAGGUGCAUGUUCCACUGGCCAAUUUAGAUUUUUUUUCUUAUAUUAAACUUCAGUUCUAACAGGCAUGGAAGUGCGAGAGUGACGCAUGACACGAUAAACGAUAAAAGCCCGACCAUCGUAUCAACAAAACAAGACAAACAUUAAAAGAAAACGUUAUCUUUAGUAAACAUUAGUAUAACCAUAGUGAAAUAAGUAAGUAUAGAGUGCUUGCAGUUUUCUUCCCAAAACCAAUAAUAGAUGUCACGAGUGUCGCGACUGACGGAAAGUGUAUUGCUUAACAAGUUACAACUUAUAUUACAAGCAGAAGGAGUUUGAGCAUUUUGACUUUUCGUUCGCCGCGACAUCUAUUGUUAAGUAGCAGUUCUGAUAAAUUCGACAUUAGAUAUCGACUACUAAAAUAAUAAGCGUUUUGCUAACUUAUUUCUUUAUGGUAUAACAUAUCCGACCGAUGUAUUGUUUUCUAGCUCCCGAUAUUUCGACGCAGUCACAUGCAUCUUGUUCACGGGAUAUCCAUGUCUGAAAUUUACAAGAACUACGAAUAUUGAUUUUCUGUAUUUUUUAUUGUUUCCUUUGGGAAUCUUUCAUCUAGUCUGAGACUACAGAUUUUCUGACUCCUGCGAGUCACGAACGUUCAUGCGACAGCGAGGCAUCAAGCCCGGUCGGUGUCAAUCGUACAUAUAGACACCUGCCAGAAAAAGGUGGAUGCAUCAUGUUUUUCUUGCCUGAUAUACGCAACCACAACAUUUACUCGUAAGUUUAACCUCCUGAAUAAAAUAGGCUGGUCUUUUAACUUUGUACAUGUAUGUUUUUGGUGUUACAUAUAGUAUUUAUGAGUUGUUUCCUUUUAUACUAUAGUUGUUGCAGUUAAAUUAUGAACCCUUGGAGAGUAUAUUUGUAGCCACGGCUGAUUUCAAACGGCAGGUGAUGAAAGGCGACUAUAACAUUAAAUAUUGCAUUCAUAUUUUAUAAAUACGUAAUAUUAUUUACUCUAGCUGUAUUUGUGCAGGGUAUUGGUGCAAAAUGGUUCUAUGUUUAUUUAAUUGACAUAGAAUUGACAUAAUAUCAGUAAAAGUAUGCUGUAAGGUAUUUUUAAGUGGAUGUUUAUUUAAUCUUGUACCGUUCGUGCAAUAAUAACUUUGUCGUGUCGUCUGAAGUCAGCUCACUAUCUAAAUAGUAAAAUUAAUGUAUUGUAGACCAAUAUAGGUUAAGGCAACCAAAUUUGUUGUACAUAUAGCAUCGUAUAUUUCGGAUUAGUUUAACAAUGGCCACUCAAUUACUUAUUUAACCAUUCGUUUGUAAGCUAGCUGUAGCUGUGUCCGCCUGACGGUGUUCGGAGGCUGAUGAAACGGUACAUAUUUCAAAAUUUCAACCGAAUGGAGACAUUCUAAGAAAUUGUGCCAUGGUUAGAUCCUAGUUUGUUCUAGGUAUGACAAAUUUUGUACAUAAAACUACCUGUAAUAACGAAAUAUCAUUGACUACUGUCGACGUAUAAUGUAUUAGUGUAUUUGUAUCAUAAUAAUAAAAUUGUACGAAGCUCGCGUAUGUGCGUGUAUGUGAGUAUGUCCUACGAUACGGAGUUAGACUAGCGUAUAGGAUCACAUCUUUUUGAUGUUGAUGCAGGUGAAUAUGCUUAAGAUUGUUUGGAAACAAUCAAAUUGUGGAUAAAAUUGUGUUCCCAAAAUUAUAUAAAUAAGCAAUUUCCUAAAAGGAAUAGCACGUGUAAGUGUAGAAUUGGUAAGAUGCGCGUUUUAUAAGUAUUUAAAUUACAAUGUUAACGAUUGACCUGCAUCCGUUUUUAAACUAGCUUAAGACGUUCAUUAGUUUGCCGGCUGUACAUAUUCCGCAUAUUUUAAUUUUACUUCCGUCGUAGAAUCAACGCAACGUGUUAAUACAAUUUCUGUGUUUUUGGCAUCAAGUUUAUUUUAUCUACUUAUUUUAACAAUAAAACUUUAAUCAUAA